Eriocheir sinensis (Chinese mitten crab) is the source of this 309-nucleotide messenger RNA. RefSeq names its product transcription factor MafB-like. The record is from RefSeq and is a predicted model, not a curated record. The transcript has 2 exons. Lineage: Eukaryota; Metazoa; Arthropoda; Malacostraca; Decapoda; Varunidae. Bases 1 to 309 code for a protein of 102 amino acids.
AUGGUGGCCGACUCCAGCAAUUUCACCAGCAACCACAACCACAACCGUCACCAACAACCACGACAGUCACCAGCAACCACAACCGUCACCAACAACCACAACCAUCACCAACAACCACAACCGUCACCAGCAACCACAACCAUCACCAACAACCACAACCGUUACCAGCAACCACAACCAUCACCAACAACCACAACCGUCACCAGCAACCACAACCACAACCACAACCGUCACCAACAACCACAACCGUCACCAGCAACCACAACCACAACCGUCACCAACAACCACAACCGUCACCAGCAACCAUAA